AUGGUCGCUCUCUUGAAUAUGUUGAAUGCAAAUCUUCCUUUGUUUACUUGGGUAGUCCGACCAAAGAUGACCAAAGCUCAAUCGCCGACCCGGGCUCGGCCGGAGCUGAUUUUCAAACUCUCAACCGAAGUUCAAGCUUUCAACGCAGUUUGGAAGCGUGCUUGCAUUGUUGCACGUCGCAAGGUUCGCAUGUUCGAUGCGUGCAUUGGUUCCCGGCGGUUGUACGGCCUGCACACAGCUUGGCCGAACAAACGUGUAUUAGCAUGGAGGUGCAACGUCGCCGGAGAGGCGCCCGAGCUGCACGAGGUCCUCGCGGACGUGCGAUGGCAGCUUCCGCCGGUUGGCAGCCGCCGGGGGCCUCGACAUAGUGAGCUGGCACGAGCGCCUCCGCAGGACCAGCAGCAGACGAGGAUGCCUUUCUGGCCACGCGCGCGCCAACAAGCGACCGCUACUGGCCGGGGCACUGGACGGGGCCGGCGCGGACGUGGGCGCGGAGGAGGAACCGCAGCUUGCCCCGAUGACCUUCCGCCGCCUCCCCCGCAGCCACCCCCCACUCGGCGUGGGCAAGCCAAUGCGACUGCUGAAGCUGGCAUGCGGCGCGGCUUUGUCUCCCUGGAUGCGGUCAAUCUCCAAGCCAGCUGCCGCCAACGGGUCUUCACGCUGCAAGCAGCCCCAGCCCGCAUCCGUGGAGCCCUGCGUACUGCACUGCGCACCGGCCUACGGCUCGCAGUCCACCCAGCAGCUCCCGAGGAUGCCGCGCGGGGUUGGAAGCUUUUCUGCCUCGCUCCCCGCAUGCUCCUGUUCCGCUCGCCGGGUGAGUCGCGCAUUCCGCCGGCAGAGCUGGACAGGCGGUGCGAACUGUUCCGCGCCGGGCAGUGGUCGGACCUCCUCCGCCAAUCCGCCGCGGCGGCAGGGACACGGGCGCGCCGUGCCGCCGCCCUUGUCCACAUUGGGGAGCUGUCCGCCGCAGGGCAUGCCCUCACUGCUCAACCAAAAGCCGCUGGCACCCUUGACACGCUCGCCGAGCUUCGUGACCCGGAGCGGCGGCCCCCCGUGCCGUAUGCCCCCGUGCCCGACGGCGUCCUCGGACACGUGCCUGCAGAGACAUGCCCGCUGCCCCUGCAAGACUUCCUCCGGGGCCUGCGGAGUGCACGACGGGGCUCCGCAGCCGGGCCUUCUGGCACCACCAACGAGCACCUCCGCAUCCUCUUGGACGACGAUGAAAAUGCUCGCCUCCUGCAUGGCGCCGCCGUCCGGCUCGCCAAUGCAGACGUGCCUUCCGAGGUGCUUGAGGGAAUCCGGGUCGGACGCCUAGUCGCCCUUCAAAAGCCCAACGGCCGGGUGCGUGCUCUUGCGGUUGGCGACGUCCUGCGUCGUCUCGUCGGCCGGGACCGGCUCCUCGAACGCAUUCCUGCCGUCGAUGACUUGCAGGCAGGGUGGCUCCUCCUGCGCUCCUGCGCCGCCACACGCGCGAACUACCUUUUGCGCAUCCUCCCCCCCCACCUCACCGCCGAGUAUGCAGCGGAGCAUGACGCAGCCGUCGCUCGGUGCCUCACAACGCUGCUGGAACAAGGGGCGCGGCGACGCAAGCCCAAGCACACUUGCGUGACCUUGGGUACGAAGCACCGGCCGGAAAAUCAGGGGCUGCACAGCCAGCAGGCUUGCAAGAAGGUGAAGACCUUUUCUAUCUCCGUUUGCAAUUUUUUUUUCGAUGGCCUUCGUAGCAUCUUCAUGUUGCACAGUAUGUGCAUCUGGGUGAUCUCGGACGGAGAGAUUGACGGCAACUUCUACAGCGCAUGCCUGGCCCCCGGUGCAUGGGCUUUGGGAUCAUGCAUUCUCGUUGCCGUGGUCAGCGAACCCACUUGCAGCGCCGGGGAUUGUGAAGAGAGCAACAUCCUUCAAGCUUGGAACAUGAAGCCCGAGCUUUCUGUGAAUGAAACACAGGCUGAGAGCGUGGCGGUUUGUGGAAAUGCUACCGGGUGUCCCAGUCGUGGCUGUUGGUUCUUCCCCUUCACAUUUGCGAGGGACUAUGAAUGUGUCUAUGUGGUGCUGUGGCCUUUGGCUCCUACCAAGGUGAUGUAUUGCCAUGACGGCAGGCUGUACAAGUGUGGUAACAAGCCCGAGGCGACUUGUCAUGACUUCCAAGCCCCCGAUCCAUGUGUCACAACAACUGCCACCACUACCACCGCCGCCAACCCCUCUUCAACCACAACAACUGGUGUCGCCGCCACGACCACCGCCACGACCACCACCACGACCACCACCACCACCACCACCACCACCACCACCACCACCACGACCAGCACCACGACCACGACCACUACCUCGACCACCACCACGACUACGAAGGAAGAGGUGUUCAUGCUGAGGACUUCAUGGCAUGAUGAGGUCGCGUGCCUCGGCACUUUGGAAGAGUAUCAAGUGUUGGUCGGCAGAUGUCUUGGUCUCGAUGACCAGCGCUUCAGCUAUGAAGAUUAUCAGCUGAAGGUUUUGGGUGACAAGUGUGUAUCGGUCAGGGCAUUCUCCAAAACCCUUGCAAGCAAUGAGUUCAAUGAGCUCAAUCAGACUCUCCGUGACGAGUCUUCCGCCUUGGAUGCGGUGCUUCAAGACUGUUCUGAAAUUGAGGAGUCUCAAUAUAUUACUUUCGAUGCAGACGGUACCAUUGGCUUCCACCACAACGAACAAAACUCUCCUCUUUGCUUGGACUGGGAUGUGGAUGGAUUGUUUCGCACCAACAAUGCCUACUUCUACCAGUGCAACGGACAGGAGAACCAAGUUUGGGCCAAGAUUCAACCGGCUGCGGAAGUUUUCUACACUUUCUUUGAAAACCUCUACGAGAACACGCACUGCUUGGCGUUCGAGGGCCAGGAGGUGAAGGCUGUUCCGCAGGGGGAUGACUGUCCGAAGUGGCAAUGGAAUCUUCAGACCGCUGCUUUGGUGCUUGGAGACUUGUGUCUCACGAUGUCCGACUUCCCCGAACUCUUGACCAUGAACGAGACAAUGAAGAGCGUGGUCAAAGAGGAUGCCACACUCCAGGAAUGCGACGGCUCCGAAGCUCAGAAGUUCAUCUAUACUUCCGAAGGGAUGAUUCAACCUCGGGGACAAGACCUUUGCCUAGACUGGGAUGUGGACGGCCUCUUCAUCAAAGACAAUGUUUACUUCUACACGUGCAAUUAUCAAACCAAUCAACUCUGGAUACCGCCUACAGGUUCUUGA
Messenger RNA from Symbiodinium sp. CCMP2592, 3216 nucleotides. Lineage: Eukaryota; Dinophyceae; Suessiales; Symbiodiniaceae. The record is from the annotation of a GenBank genome assembly.